AUGGGAAAUUUUUCUAAUAUUACAGGAUGUUAGGAUCAGGAGAAAUGCUUAAAUUAUUUACAAAUGGCUAAUUUUGAGUUAGAAAGUGCAAUUUAAUUAUUUUUUGAGAUAGAAAUACAAUCAUAAUAAUUUGUAGCUCCCACUCAAAAGGUAAGUUAAUAAGAGUCACAACCUCCACAGAGAUAAAGAAGAUAAAUCCAAGAGAACUUUGAGCUAGAAUAGUCUUAAACAACUUAAGAAUUAGUUUAAAAAUAUAAGAAUUAUAAAGAGAGUAAAAUUGAUGAAGAUCCUGGAUUGGUCACCGGAGUUUGGAAAAUAGCUAAGGCUCUGUUUACUAAAAAUUAAAAUUACGGAGAAGAUUUCUAGAAACACAUACAAUCAAAAAAGGUAAAGAUAGAAAUCAAAUUCGAUUUGGGUUCAUUUCAAGAUAACAUUAAAAUAGCUUAAGACAGAAUGCUUCCACUUUUUGUAUAUGUCCAUGAUGUUUCAUGCUUGAAAAUCUUACAAGCAAUGUUUUAAUGCAAAUCUCUCGUAUCAAUAGUGAAUAGAUACUUCCUCAGCUACGCUUUUAUAGCUAAUAAGGAUACCUUAGCUUAGUUACCUACCUAAAAUAUUGAAAUUCCAUCUAUUCUAAUAUAUAGAAUAAAUUUUAUCGAUGAAGUUUGUUUAGUCAAAUAAAUCAAGUUAUUUCCUUAAACUAAUUUCGAGGAACUGGCCGUUGAAAUAAAAACAAUAAGAUCUAAUAUUAGUAAGAUUAGUGCAUAGGAGAAAUUAGCCAAAAGAUUGGUUGAUAGUCCUGAAUAAAUUCAUUAAAAUUAAAUUGAUAGAUUUAGAUAAAAACAAUUGGACAUGGAAGUAAGAAGAUAAUAAGAAAUUGAAUAAAGGGAAAGGGAGGAAUUAUUAUAAAAGUAGGAUCUUGAAUAUAUGAUGGCCCUGCAACAAGCAGAUGAAAAAAAGAAGAAGAUUAAUGAUGAAAAAUUAAGAUAGGAAUAACUUAUACAUGAACAAUAAGAAGAAGAAGAAUAACGCUAAUUUUUAAAGGCUAAAUUACUCUCAGAUUUACCUUAAGAACCAAAAGAAAAUUGUAUAACCAUUUAAUUAAGAUUUUUUGAUAAGGUUAUUACCAGAAACUUUAAUUUCACUGAUAAGAUAUAGUUUAUUUUUGAUUUUGUAAUGUGCCAAGAUGAUUAGCUCUUUCUUAAUCCCAAAGCAGAUGUUGAUUUAAUCUAAAAUUUUCCUAAGCUCUCUUUAUUCGAUAAAAAAGACAUGUUAAUUUAGGAGAUCUUCAAUGAUUCAACUGGAGAGUAGUUAAUUAUUUUAGAAAAGGAAUGA
Molecule: messenger RNA, 1332 nt
Organism: Paramecium tetraurelia
Lineage: Eukaryota; Ciliophora; Oligohymenophorea; Peniculida; Parameciidae
Exons: 5
Cellular component (GO): endoplasmic reticulum
Molecular function (GO): ubiquitin binding
Source: RefSeq, a predicted model, not a curated record